AUGGAAGAAAGCCUACCUCCUGGGUUCAGGUUCCAUCCUACAGAUGAAGAACUCAUCACAUAUUAUUUGUUAAGGAAAGUGUCUGAUAUUAGCUUCACAUCCAAGGUUGUAGCAGUUGUUGAUCUCAAUAAAUCUGAACCUUGGGACCUCCCAGGGAAGGCUUCGAUGGGGGAGAAGGAAUGGUAUUUCUUCAGCUUGAAAGAUCGGAAAUACCCAACAGGGCUGCGAACGAACCGAGCGACAGAAUCAGGGUACUGGAAAACGACAGGAAAAGAUAAGGAAAUAUUUGGAGGUGGAGUUUUGAUUGGGAUGAAGAAAACUUUAGUCUUUUACAUGGGUAGAGCUCCCAGGGGGGAGAAAAGUAACUGGGUUAUGCAUGAAUACAGGCUUCAACACAAUCAACCCUUUAGAUCUUCUAAGGAAGAAUGGGUGAUUUGCAGAGUCUUCCAAAAGAGCUCAGCACCAAAGAAACCACAGCAGACAUCAUCCUCCCAACCAUCUCAAGAGUCCCCUACCUCAAUGGUCAAUGAAUUUGGUGAUGUUGACCUACCAAAUCUUAAUACCAUUGCAAAUUCAUCUAGUAGCUACACCAACAUUGCAGGACAAACUUACAACAAUGCUGCAGACCCCAGCAAUGUUUGCACAAACAUGAACUUGGCCAUGAAUUGGCCUUCUGCAACUGAGGUUCCAUCUCUCCCAUGGCCUUCUGGAUUAUUGCUGAAUCCCAACCUAUCUGUCAAUUCGUUGCUUCUCAGGGCAUUGCAGCUUAGGAGUACUUUUCCUCAAAGAGAACCUGCAACUAGUGAUCACUUUGCAACAUAUGUUCCUCAAACACUUCAUAAUAUUGGAACUGAUAAUCUCACUCCAAAUCUCAGUGUCUCAGCUUCUUCCAAAGCUUUAGAGUCUUGUGUGCCGCAGCAGGAGCAACCAUUCAAUAUGGACUCCAUUUGGUGA
Molecule: messenger RNA, 954 nt
Organism: Sphenostylis stenocarpa
Lineage: Eukaryota; Viridiplantae; Streptophyta; Magnoliopsida; Fabales; Fabaceae
Source: the annotation of a GenBank genome assembly